CUUUAAUCAAACAUUUUGCGAUAUAUAGUUGAACAAUGGGUGGCAUGGGGUUGGCGCACCAAGUCCUUUUCCAAUACAAGAAUAUCGUUGCAUCAUGGCUGGAUUUAAAUGCCCAGUUAGGAAGCAGGUGCAGAGAUGCUUGGAUGACAUGUCUGUACUCAUAACAUGGUAUCAUGGUACACAUAACCAUCCACUUCCAACUCCCAUGGCCUCCACCGCUGUUUCAGAUGAAACCUCUAGUUUCACCCAAUCAUCCCUUCCGCUUCCUUAUCAACCUUACCAUGGUUCUUAUCUGAUAAAACGGUCUUCUCAUCCACCAAACAUCAGAUGCAUAAACCCUAACGACCCUUCCAAAGGAAUUGUUCUUGACCUUACAAGCAACUCUGACAAUCCACCUCAAUUUCAAAUGGACAAUACACCAGUGCGAUGCCAAAACCAAAACCAGGCUCCAAAGAUUCCAGUCGUCGAAGACCCAAACAAAGAAGUCCAAUCAAACUCAUCCACAACAAGUACCUCAUUUUCUAGACCUCAUUGUAAUUACGACGUUUUCUUGAGUUUUAGAGGUGAGACUCGUGAAAACUUCACUGAUCACCUUUACUCCGCUUUAGUACGACUCGGAAUUCGCACCUUUCGAGAUGACGAGGAACUUCCAAAAGGUGGGAACAUCUCAACCAAACUUCUCAAUGCGAUUCGAGGAUCCAAGAUUUUCAUUGUAGUUUUCUCCCAAGGCUAUGCUUUUUCCAAGUGGUGUCUUAAUGAGCUUGUGGAGAUCGUGCAGUGUAAGAAUACCAUAGGCCACACUCUUCUUCCCAUAUUUUAUCAUGUGGAACCCUCGAAUGUUCGAAGGCAAACUGGAACUUUUGCAAAAGCCUUUGCUAUGCAUGAAGAGAAGUUUCAAAAUGAUAUGGAGAUGGUGCAGAGGUGGAGGGAAGCUCUUACUAAAGCUGCAAAUUGUUCUGGUUGGCAUCUCUCGAGUCUUGCAAAUGGGUAUGAAUCAAGAUUCAUCGAAAAUAUUGUUCAAGAAAUUUUGUGUAAAGUGAACCCAGGUCUCUUGGAUGUUGCCAAACACCCAAUCGGAUUAAUGUCUCGUGUUCAUGAUAUUAAAGAUUUAUUAAAUCUUGGAACAAGUGACGUCCGCGUUGUGGGCAUGUAUGGAAUGGGUGGUAUUGGUAAAACAACCCUCGCAAAAGCUGUCUACAAUGAAAUAUGUCUUGAAUUUAAAGGAAGUAGUUUUCUUUCAAACUUUAAAGAAAGCUUAGAAAAGUCCAAUGGCUUAGCUCAUUUGCAAGAAAAACUUCUUAAUGAUAUCUUAAAAAUGAAGUUGAUGAAGAUUGAUAAUGUUGAUGGAGGAGUCAAUAUAAUUAAGGAAAGAAUUCAUGGAAAAAAAGUUCUUCUUGUUGUUGAUGAUGUGGAUGACUUUGAAAAGCUACAGUCGUUGGUAGAAAAGGAAUGGCUUGGUCCGGGUAGUAGAAUCAUUGUAACCACUAGAGAUGAACAUGUGUUAAGUCCAUUGAGAGCGGAUAAAAAAUAUAAGGUCAAAGAAUUGAAUGAUUCGGAAUCGAAGCGACUAUUCAGUUGGCAUGCAUUCAAAAUGACUAAUCCAAAAGAAGGUUACUCGGAGCUUUCAAUUGACGUAGUUGCUUAUGCCAAAGGUAUUCCAUUAGCUCUUGUACUUUUGGGUUCUUUUCUGAAAGAUAAAAGCGUUGCUGAAUGGGAAAAUGAAUUGAAAAAAUUACAAAGAACUCCUUAUGUUAAGAUUCAAGAAAUUCUUCGAAAAAGCUUUGAUUCACUAGAUAAGUACACAAAGGCCAUAUUUCUUGAUAUUGCAUGUUUCUUUGUCGAUAUGGACAAAAAAUACGUCGAGAGAAUACUUGAUGGUUGUCAAUUGUUUCCAACGGUUGGUAUCCUUACGCUCAUUCAAAGGUCACUUGUGACAAUUGAUGACAAAAAUAUUUUGAGGAUGCAUCAUCUUAUUCGAGAUAUGGGAAGGGAGAUUAUUAAUGAAGAGUCACCCAAUUUGCCAGGAGAACGUAGUAGAUUGUGGUUUCACGAAGAUGUCUUUAAUGUAUUGCGCAACCAUACGGGAACGAAAACAGUUGAGGGUCUCAUCUUAGAAGUAUCUGAAGAUGUACGCUUGAUCGAAACUACAACAUUUACAAAUAUGAAGAAUUUGAGAUUGCUCCAAAUCAAUGUUGUACAACUCACGGGAUCCUAUAAGCAUCUCUCUAAAGAGCUAAAAUGGCUUUUUUGGCAUAAGUGCCCCUUGAAAUUUCUACCACAGAAUUUUCAUCUAGAAAACCUUGUUAUUCUUGACAUGCAGUAUAGUAAUCUCAAACAAAUUUGGAAGAAGAACAAAAUACUCAACAAGUUGAAGGUCCUUAAUCUUAGCCAUUCCAAAUAUCUCAUCAAAUUACGAGACUUCUCUGAAGUGCCACAAUUGGAGACACUAAUACUUGAAGGUUGCACAAGUUUGGUUGAGAUUCACGAGUCCAUUGAAUGUUUGAAAAACCUUGUUUUGCUGAAUUUAAAUGGAUGCAAGAGUCUUAGGAAUCUUCCAAGCAGCAUUUCUAACUUAAGAUCUCUCAAAACUCUUGAUUUGUCUAAUUGCUUACAAAUUGACAAGUUACCAGAUCAAAUAGGGAAUAUGAUUGCUUUAACAGAGUUACUUGCUGAUGGAACUGCUAUUAGGCAAUUACCCUUCUCCUUUGGUGGUUUGAAGAAUCUUGAGAUUGCAUCAUUAUCAGAACGUAAAGAAUCAUUCUCAAAAUCUUGGUUGCCACUUCUCUCGUCAUUGAUGUCACCAAAAAGCUUGAACCCAGCAUGUUUUCUACCACCUUUCAUUUCUGGAUUACGUUCUUUGACAAAACUAAAUCUCUCUGGACGCAAUUUGUCUGAAGAUGGGUUUCCUGUUGAUUUUAGGAGUUUAUCUUCACUCAAGCUUUUGGAUUUAUCAAGAAAUAAUUUUUGUAACCUACCUGAUUGCAUAGGUUACCUUCCAAUAUUGUACGAGUUGCAUUUGAGUGAGUGUACGUCUCUUAAAUCAAUUUCUGGACCCUUCGCAAGUUUAGGUAUGUUGAAUGCAACUAUUUGUACAUCAAUGGAACGACUCUCAAUUUCGUCGAACCACAAGAGAGGACUACUUUUUGACCUUCGUUAUUGCCACAAAUUGAUGGAGAUUCAAGGCUUGGAGAAUUGGGAAAUUUCUACUAAUCAAAAUCAAUCAUAUGAUUUUAGGAGUCCUCUCCAGGUUCCUCUCUCUCUCUCUCUCUCUCUCUCUCUCUCUCAUUUUAUGUUCUGAACAUAUUUUUUUUUUGUUUUGAACAGUGUCCAUUAACCAUGGGCGAUGAUGAAUCUCGUGUCAUUUGCGUACCUGGUAGUGAGGUUCCAAAUUGGUUCAGCCACAAGGGAACUAGGAAUUCGAUAUCCUUCCAUGUACCUUCAAUUUCAAAGGGUCAAUUCCCUCGGUUGUUUGUUUGUGUUGUUUGUCCAGUUUAUGCAACCAGAGAUAUCAGGGGAUUUCGUUACAGUCCUUG
Alnus glutinosa is the source of this 3533-nucleotide messenger RNA. Its product is annotated as disease resistance protein RPV1-like. The coding region runs from base 95 to 3298 and encodes 1067 amino acids. Gene Ontology annotation, biological process: defense response; signal transduction; regulation of DNA-templated transcription. Lineage: Eukaryota; Viridiplantae; Streptophyta; Magnoliopsida; Fagales; Betulaceae. The record is from RefSeq and is a predicted model, not a curated record. The transcript has 6 exons. Gene Ontology annotation, molecular function: ADP binding; DNA-binding transcription factor activity; sequence-specific DNA binding.